CGCCGGCGAGUUCGGCAAUGGCGAGCCAAACACCCCGCUUGAGAACCUCGAGGCCCGCAACGUCAUGCGGCGGGAGGUUUAUGGGCCCCAUGACGCGUUGGACCUGCUCUACAAGGCAGCCACCGACAAGUUAGUGCACAUCCCGCGCCCGCUCAUGCUCGACUCGGAAAGGUCAGUGUGCUAAUGUGCCAUGUGCUCGUCAGCGCGUCACACAAGCCCGACGAUAGCUCCGCGCCGGUGCCGAAUAGCGCCCAAUCAGACGUUCACAACGCCCGUCGCGACGUCGAGUCACGUCAGUCCUCCAAUGCCAUCACGCCGGGACGCUACCACAACCGGCAUUCCUCACGCCAGGAACGCCCGGCUGCGGAACAAGCCAUCGACCCGGAGUUGACGAGGCGGGACCCCUCCAACGAUCCCGGUUAUAGUGAGGCCAUCAAGGCUUGGGGGCGAUUCCGGUUCGUGCGCGCCGGCUGGUUCACAGCACAGGAGGCAAUCGACUACAUCGACUACUACUAUAAAUACCUUUCCCCGCUCACCCCCAUCUCGCCCCCGACGUUCAACAACCCCGCCUCCCACUUGACUCUCCUGACGGAGGAGCCAAUACUCACCGUGACCCUCCUGACGAUCGCAUCCCGGUACCGCCGCAUGCCUGGUACCGGGGGCCACUGUCGCUCGCAUGCCAUCCAUGAACAGUUAUGGACAUACCUUAGGGGCAUGAUUGAGCGAGUCGUGUGGGGUCAAGAAGCCUUCGGUGGCGGGUUUUGCGGCUCGGGCGCCGAUGAUAUCCAGAGCUCCAGCACCGCCCCAUGGCGGGGUCUACGCAGGGGCAGCUUGAGGACUCUCGGCACCAUCGAGUCGUUGAUGAUUCUGACCGAAUGGCACCCGCGUGCGCUCCACUUCCCGCCGAACGAAGCGACCGACGAGCUGAUGCUGCCGUCAUACGACCCGCCGAGCCCGGGCGCUACUGGCGGUAACCAAAAGCCCUCGGCCGGAUUUGGCGGUCGCAGGAUCGAGAGCUGGCUGGAACCUGCUUGGAGGAGCGAUCGGAUGUGCUGGAUGUUGCUCAGUACGGCAAUGGGACUGGCCUAUGAACUCGGCGUGUUCGAUGACAUUGAUGAAAUGCUGGCCACUGGUGCCAUUACACGACCCGAGUACGAAGAUGAAUCCUAUCGACUAAGAGCGAACCGCAUAAAACGGCUGCUCCUGAUCUACUUGAGCCAGCUCGCCGGCCGACUGGGCUGGACCAACAUGGUGCCGGAGAGGUUGCGCAAAUCCGACCCCGCCGUGUCGCGUAGAAGACGCCAUUCGGUGGAGGGUACCACACCCGGAACGAACCCAUCAUCUGUGUCAAACUCGUUUAACUAUAUCCCCGAUCUGGAACUGGACGACCAGAUCAUUCACUGCUGGGCAGGAAUCAGCAACGCCAUGCAAGUCGGAAAUGAAAAGCUGUUCAGAUCCCGGAAGCACACGACCGAGAUCAUCCAAAGUGGCAAAUACACAGAGCUGCUCGCCGAGUUCCAACCCAUGCUGAAAGAGUGGUGGAACCAAUUCGAGCGUUUCCGGUUGCCCCCGUAUAUCCGGCACAUCCUCACCAUCGAGUACGAGUACGUGCGCAUAUACAUCAACUCGCUCGCCCUUCAGGCGGUCGUCGAGCGAUGCACCAGCAAUGCCGGCGGCGGCUCGGGGCCGGGUGGGAGCGUGUCAGGACAGUCGGCACCGCAGCUGUCGCCGCAGACUCAGAACUACUACGGGAAGUUGCCACUGGGGCAGUUGGGCGGCUUUGGCGCAGAGGACCAAGAGUACGUGAGGGAGGUUGUUAACGGCAGCCGGAAUUUGCUGCGGACAGUGGUUGAGGGCCUCCUCCCCGGUGACUACCUCAAGCACGCCCCUGUACGGACGUACUUCCGCAUCAUUAGCGGCGCCAUGUUCUUGCUCAAAACGUUUGCACUGGGUGCGCCCAAGGCGGAUGUCGAGCUCAGCAUCCAGCUGAUGGACCGCACCGUGGACGCGCUGCGGAACUGCGUCGUCGACGACGUCCACUUGGGCAUUCGCUUUGCCGAUAUGCUCGAGACGCUGACCAGCCGGCUGAGGAAUCGGUUCAUCUAUGCGCCGCCCCCACCCGUGCCCAUGACUGACGGCAGGUCGCCCGGGGCAGCGCGACAGGAUGCCGGGAAUGGUAGUGGCACCAACGGGAUGGCACCGACAGGGCAAUCAAACGAGACGUGGCUUAAAGUGAGGGAGGGGCCUGGUCCUGAGCGCUCCACCACCCCAGCCAACAUCUCGGCCACCCCCUGGGACCUCACAGCCGGCACGUUCCCUUACCCUACUGGGUCGAUAUCCAUGUUCGGCCCGUCCACGCCCGCCGCCGCGUCAGGGCUUGACAACAGCAGCAACAGCGCCGGCGCCGGCGCCGGCAACACAAACGGCGGCGGCGGCGGCGGCAGCAUCGUUUUGGGCGACGGUGGAUUGUUUGACAAUCCCGAUUGGGCCAACCCGAACAACGAGAUGUGGUACCUACCCACGGGCCCGGCCUUCUUCCAGAACAUUGACAACAGCACCGUGUCGAUGACCGCGGAGGGCGUCAAUGUGGGAGGGAUCGAUUUGCUUGAGUACAUGGUUAUGGAUCCUAUGGACCAUCAGAACCUUGGUAUAGAUGGAAACGGUUUCUGAAUCUUGACCAUCACGUUCCGCAGACACCGGGUAAAACAAAAAAAGAAAAAGAAAAGAAAGGAAAGGAGAGGGAGGAAGGGAAAGG
Molecule: messenger RNA, 2755 nt
Organism: Thermothelomyces thermophilus ATCC 42464
Lineage: Eukaryota; Fungi; Ascomycota; Sordariomycetes; Sordariales; Chaetomiaceae
Exons: 3
Coding region: 184-2670 (828 amino acids)
Biological process (GO): aromatic amino acid catabolic process; positive regulation of transcription by RNA polymerase II
Cellular component (GO): nucleus
Molecular function (GO): DNA-binding transcription factor activity, RNA polymerase II-specific
Source: RefSeq, a predicted model, not a curated record